GCUGGUGUCUGCGCGUGUGGGCCGCGUGUGGUUGUGCUGCGCGUGCGCGGGCCCCCUCCAGCGUCAGCAGUGGUUUUUCGGGUUGAUCCGACUUCUUUUGGCUGCCGUGAGUUAACUGUAUCAUAAAGGGUGCUGUGACUCGAAGGAGGAGGGGGGGUUGAAUUGCCAUAAUUCUCCCGAUAGGUUACACAUCCGGAGUCCCGACCAUCUUAAUUUUUCGCUCCUUUUCCCUUCAAAGAGAGUAACUUUUAUUGUUUUUAUUAAUUUAUUCCAUUUCUCUUAGUUUAUGGUUUGCACACUGGGAGGGCAGAAAUGGCGGCCAACAUGUACCGGGUCGGAGACUAUGUAUUCUUUGAGAACUCCUCCAGUAACCCUUACCUGAUCCGUCGGAUAGAAGAACUCAAUAAGACUGCCAGUGGGAACGUGGAGGCCAAGGUAGUUUGUUUCUACAGAAGGAGAGACAUCUCCCACAGCCUCAUCCAGCUUGCAGAUAAACAUGCAAAGGAGCUCGAGGAGGAGAAGGAGAACCCAACAGAGACAGAGCUAACAGAAAAACAGAAACACCAGCUCCGCCACAGAGAGCUCUUCCUCUCCCGGCAGUAUGAGAGUCUACCUGCGACACACAUCAGGGGGAAGUGCAGUGUCGCAUUAUUGAAUGAGACUGAAGCCGUUCUUUCAUACCUUGACAAAGAGGAUACCUUCUUCUAUUCGCUGGUUUAUGACCCAACACAGAAAACCCUGUUGGCUGACAAAGGAGAGAUCAGAGUGGGACCGCGUUUUCAGGCAGAUGUACCUGAAAUGCUACAAGAAGGUGAAGCAGAUGAGAGAGAUCAGGCCAAACUAGAAGAGAAACUGUGGGAUCCAGAGUGCCCACUCACCAACAAACAGAUAGACCAAUUCUUAGUGGUGGCACGGGCGGUCGGGACCUUUGCCCGAGCGCUGGACUGCAGCAGCUCUGUUAGACAGCCAAGCUUACACAUGAGUGCAGCUGCAGCCUCACGAGAUAUCACACUGUUCCAUGCGAUGGACACAUUGCACCGCCAUAAUUACGAUUUGUCCAGUGCGCUGAGCGUACUGGUCCCAGCGGGGGGCCCGGUGCUUUGCAGGGAUGAGAUGGAGGAGUGGAGCGCCUCGGAAGCUGCCAUGUUUGAAGAGGCAUUAGAGAAAUAUGGAAAAGACUUCAAUGACAUCCGACAAGACUUUCUGCCGUGGAAGUCUCUGACCAGUAUCAUAGAGUAUUACUACAUGUGGAAGACUACAGACAGAUAUGUGCAACAGAAGAGACUGAAGGCAGCAGAGGCAGAAAGCAAGCUGAAGCAGGUUUAUAUCCCCACAUAUAACAAACCCAACCCCAACCAGAUCUCGAUGACCAAUGGCAAGAUGGCGACGGUGAACGGAGCGGGCCCUGGGGCCUACCACGCAGCAGGGGGGGGCAGAGCCUGCGAAAGCUGCUACACCAUGCAGUCAGCCCAGUGGUAUUCAUGGGGGCCUCCAAACAUGCAGUGUCGUCUGUGCGUCUCCUGCUGGAUGUACUGGAAGAAGUAUGGUGGUCUGAAGAUGCCAAGCAGAGCUGAGGGUCCAGAGGAGAGGACCUCACCCACUCCAGCAAGCAAUGAGUCUCGCUCAAGGGGUCACGCUCCCCGCCAGUCCAACCACAUGGUGCCGAUGCGAAACAGCAACAGCCCCAAAUCCUCCAUGAAGACCAAGCAGGCUUUCCUGCUGCAGGCCACCCGCCUCACCAAGCUGGCCCGGCACAUGUGCCGUGACAUCAUCAGGCUGCGCCGCGCUGCGCGCCGGCCCUUUGUCCCCAUUAACUGUGGGGCCAUAAAGGCAGAGUACAUGUUAAGGGUGUCGGAAGGGCAGGGGACUCGCCUACCUAAAACCAGAGCCGCCCAAAGGAGCACUCUGACUAGUGUCCUGCAGUUUCUAGAGUCCCGUCCAGCAACCCACGCCCCUCGCUCCCACCGCACCCCGGGCCUUCAGACGCCUCCCCCUAGACGCCUACUCUCCUCUCUACCACAUGGGCCUCACGGCAUGCUGGGAAAACGCAGCUAUCAUCACCACAGCAGGGCUGACCCAGACAGGCGCACAGAGAACCCAGGUACAACAGGUGGACCUCUCAUGCAUAACGGCCGCAGCAGCAGCAGUGGAAAUACCAGAGGAGGAGUGAUGAUUCGCAAGAGGCGCCCUAAUUGGAUUGAUGCUCCCGAUGACAGCUUCUUCCUUGUCACACGGGAGACCAGGCGGGCUCGACGGAUGUUGUCUCGCUCCCAGCUGAGGCACGCUUGCCGGCAACCUUGUGAGCAAAUCACCCUGCGCAGGGUCUCCCAGGGUCCACCGCAGGGGCUUGUCCUCGCCCCUCCACACCCUCACCCCAGCCUGAGAAUGCGAGGCCCCAUUGUUAUCCACGAUUGAUCGGAUAUGGACUCUCCGACCUCCACUCCACCUGCACUUCUGCGUACACACUAAUGAAUUCUCACCACCUGUUCUGCCAUUAAAUCCUCAAACUCCCCCUUUACUUUUAGUCCUAAAAAUACCAUUGUAUCCCCUGACAACACUUAAACAACCUGUCUAACUGUUUGGCAACAGAAGGAUGCAAUGAGCUGCAAUGCAAUAGAAACAUAAGCCUGACCUGACUGCAAGUGCUGCCUGUCUUUACUCCCCUGGGGAUUACAUUUGUAUAUGUAUAUACUGUAUCUGGGUGCACGUAGAGAGCGUGCUUAUAUAUAUGUGACCCUAUCAACCGACACAUGAGGGAGCGGUCCGAGCGGAUGUUGAUGUCCGCUGUUUUUAGUUUUUACAGGAUGGACGUAACCACAGGACUUUGUGUGACCUUUGUGUUGAUGGUGAAUUUUCGUGAAGUUUUAUCAGUUUGUAUAAAGUUAUUUUGGGUGGGGGCAUGGGGGCUUGAAUUAGUGUGGGGAAGGGGUAGCGCUGCAUUUAAGGGGGAAUGGGGUUCUUUUAAUAUGGGUAUCAAGACACGAGUCCACUGCUAACAUUAAAAAAGAAAAUGCACUAUACUGAGAUUGGCCAUUUAAGACACGAAUGCUAUAAACUGUGUUUUAGUUUCAGUCAUUCACACACCUCUUGAAAUCUAAAUAAAUGAGCUGGAAUCAGUGUUGAAGAGAGAUGAGAUAUUUAAGUGGGGUCUGUUUCUGGCUCCAUAUUUCUAUUCUUGGACUAUACUGAAGUGGUUUUGCAUCAUUCACUCAGGCUCAAAAUGAGCCUUGUAUAUCUUAUGCUGGGCUUUGGUGCAGAUUCUCUCAAGCAAAGUAAAGCAUUUUUAUCUCCUCUCCUGUUCAAGCCAACUUUUAACUGAUUGGCAGCUUCUUGCAAACAGAACAUCCUAAAAGGAAUUCAGAGUUAAGAAUAGAAAAAACUGUCUCAAGCAUAAGCUUAUGUUUCAUACACACACACUUUUGGCAUGUUUAAAGGGGCAUGUUUAUCAGUGUUGCUGAUAUUAAAAGUUUAAUAAGUAACGCCUGUGAGCCAAAUGCUCAGUUUCACACAGUUUUUCCUUCUCUUACUGUGACAACAGAAGUCCCGCCCACCUGUUGUUCAAACCUUUUGUUUACAAGGGAUAUCCAAUUAGAAUAAGAUAGCUCACAUGGAGCGGCGACACAGUUGAACAACUUGUUUCACUCAGAGGACGGAGCAAGGGCUGCAAAAAGGAUCAAAUAAAUAUAAAUAAGGAUUAUUUUGAGCUGCUUUUAUUAAAAGGUACUUUAGUAGUACCCAGGAAUAGAAAUAUGGACUAUAAAUGAAUGGAACAGAUCCUCUUUAAUAUGGUCAUGAAACUUGUAAUUUCUCUCUCUCUCUCUAUAUAUAUAUAUAUGUCAUAACAUAAGAAAAUGCAUAACAGGCCCUCUUAAAAACAACAAUAAAAACAACAAAACGUGUAUAAUUCUACCUAAGAAAUUAUGUUACUCAUGAUGAAUCUGCUUGAAGUAUAAUGAGGCAGAGAAAUUAAGGGCCAGCUUACAUCAAACAACAUAAACCUCCCACAUAAACCGCUGUAUAAUAUAUUGUAUAUGUCAUUACAUCACUGUAAAUUGAACUCAUCUUCUUUCUAUGGCCAGUUCUACCUACCUAUCCCAAACAUGGGUACUAAAGCACUUCCUUUGCAGCAGAAAAGGGCAUGGAUCCGUCACAUUUCCCUCAAGGCUGUGAUGUCCCGGCAACUUUUUGAGGCAUAAAAAUACAUGCGGCUUUGCCAGCAGCUGUUUGCUAUGAGCUAACAUCCUCUGCUUUUUGUUCUUUAAAGCUGACGCUUGCAUUUUUACUGAUUUCAAACCUCUCUCCCCCUGCUGUACCGCCAAAUUGCCUCAAAAAGCUGCCUGCCAGCGCAUCCGGGUGUGUUUAUUCUGAGUUUUAGAACUGGCAUUGCCGCCGCAUGUCUUUGAGGUGAGAGCCUCAGCUGACCGAUGGGUCACUUGAUUUCUUCUUUCAGUCAGAAUGUUUAUGUUAGUGUUUCCUGUAUGUCAUGUAUUGAAUUAUGAAUAUGCUGAGACCAAUAAAAGAGAAAAACAACGCAGUGCUA
Messenger RNA from Pundamilia nyererei, 4540 nucleotides. RefSeq names its product metastasis associated 1 family, member 3 (gene mta3). Gene Ontology annotation, molecular function: transcription corepressor activity; histone deacetylase binding; chromatin binding. Gene Ontology annotation, cellular component: NuRD complex; nucleoplasm. Bases 313 to 2415 code for a protein of 700 amino acids. NCBI's taxonomy places the organism in Eukaryota, Metazoa, Chordata, Actinopteri, Cichliformes, Cichlidae. The record is from RefSeq and is a predicted model, not a curated record. Gene Ontology annotation, biological process: negative regulation of transcription by RNA polymerase II. The transcript is spliced from 19 exons.